This is a messenger RNA of Bombina bombina (fire-bellied toad), 3306 nucleotides long. It is a transcript of the gene KIF20A, whose product is annotated as kinesin family member 20A. Gene Ontology annotation, molecular function: microtubule motor activity; ATP hydrolysis activity; microtubule binding. Gene Ontology annotation, cellular component: nucleus; kinesin complex; microtubule. NCBI's taxonomy places the organism in Eukaryota, Metazoa, Chordata, Amphibia, Anura, Bombinatoridae. The transcript has 21 exons. The record is from RefSeq and is a predicted model, not a curated record. Gene Ontology annotation, biological process: microtubule-based movement. Bases 173 to 2893 code for a protein of 906 amino acids.
AGGAGAAUCACGAGUCCAGGAGCUGCAACUUGUCACGGGAGUGCAGCAAUAAACUACCGAGAGCUAGAUGAGCACAUCCAAUGAGAAGAGGCAUAACUGUGCAAUAAGCAGAUAACCCUCAGUAGUGCAUUUCUGCUCCUGACCCUACCUAGGUAUAGGGGAUUUUAACAAAAUGGCAGCCAAAUUAAUUUCUCCCAGUCUGGGAGUUUUUUCUGAUGAAGACGAGGCUCAAGUAUUUGAAUCCACCGCUGCAGACUUUGGGGCAGCAAUACGUAAGGACUUACUUACAGAUUUCUCUGUCAUCUCACCGGGACUCGGGCAGCCUUCAACGGUCAUAUCAGAAGAAGGAAUUGAUAAAGUCUUAGUUUAUGUGCGGAUCCGUCCUUUUGUGGAUGGGGAGAUGGACAAAAAGGAGGAUCAGGGCUGUAUUGUGGUAGAGGACCCAGAAACCCUAGUCUUGCGAGCUCCAAAAGAUUCUUUCUCCAUGAGGAACAUGGAGCGUGGCAUUGGACAGAGUAUGCACAAAUUUUCUUUCUCUCAGAUAUUUGGUCCAGAAGUUGAUCAAAAACAGUUUUUUGAUACAACAAUGAAAGGAGUGGUAAAGGAUGCGCUGAACGGGCAGAACUGGCUUGUGUACACUUACGGAGUAACGAACUCUGGCAAAACAUACACCAUACAAGGGUCAAGCAAGGAUGGUGGUAUUCUGCCUCGUUCCCUGGGUCUUAUUUUUAACAGUGCUCAGGAACGUCUCUAUAAAAGCUCAGAUCUCAAGCCACUUUCCAAUGAAGUCAUUUGGCUGGACAGCAAACAAGUGCGACAAGAAGAGAUCAAAAAGCUAUCUCUGCUCUGUAACUUACGAGAGGAAGAACUUAUGACCCCCUUGAAACGCAGUGGUAUGAAUGAUUCACAGCUCCGGGCUGGCACGAGUGUCAGCUAUGACAGUGGUAUUGGUGGUCUCUCUUCCACAACUCAUUAUGCCAACCAGACCAGCAGCCAGUUUGAAGAUUCUAGUGCACGCUGGGGGGACCAUGAAGCAAUUUCACUGCAGGAACCUGAUAAUGUACAGCUAUCUAUAUGGGUAUCUUAUUUUGAAAUCUAUAACGAGUUUGUGUAUGAUUUACUGGAAACAAUUCCUUCUGGUCCAAACCGGAAAAGAACCACAUUGCGCCUUUGCGAGGACAGAAAUGGGAAUCCUUAUGUUAAAGAUCUGAACUGGAUAAAUGUUCACAAUGCGGAAGAAGCCUGGAAAAUUCUAAAAGCUGGAAGGAAAAACCAGAGUUUUGCCAGCACCCACCUAAACCAGAAUUCUAGCAGAAGCCACAGUAUCUUUUCUAUUCGGAUCCUGCACUUAGAGGGAAAAAAUGAUGUAACGCCCAAAAUAAGCGAACUUUCUUUUUGUGACUUGGCUGGUUCUGAGCGUUGUAAAGAUCAAAGAAUCGGAGAUCGUCUGAAGGAAGCAACCAAUAUCAAUACAUCUCUUCACACACUAGGCCGUUGCAUCAAUGCAUUAAGACAGAAUCAGCAACACAAAUCCAAGCAGAAUGUGGUCCCUUUCAGGGACAGUAAGCUGACUCGCAUAUUCCAGGGAUUCUUCACAGGACGAGGGAGGUCUUGUAUGAUUGUCAAUAUUAACCAGUGUGCAUCCACUUAUGAUGAAACUCUACAUGCUAUGAAGUUCUCGGCUAUUGCCAGCCAGCUGGUUCAAGCUCCACCUGUGAAACUAUUUCUUCCUUCUAUUCAAUCACUGAUCAAAGAAAGUAGCCUGCUCGCCAAUAGGAGCUGCUCUGAAGAGGAAGAUGCUGACGAGUCUGGUGAUGAAAGCGAGAGUGAAGCAGAUAUCACAAUGUAUAAUAGAGAGGAAUUGUUGAAAGUCAUUGAAAAAAUGCUUGUAACGGAGCGUCGGGAGAAACUAAAUUUAGAAGUGCGUAUCCGUAAGGAAAUCUGUGAUGAGAUGAUGGAGCUAAUGCAGCAGCAGACCACUCAGUAUAAUGAGAGUCUAGAGACUGAGAGAGAAAAGCUUGAGGAAAUGUAUGAGGGCAGACUGGAGAACCUGAAAGAAUCGCUCACUAACUAUUACAAGAGGGAAAUAGAGGAACGAGAUGAGAAGAUCGAUGAACUGGAAUCUAUUACUGAGCAAAACUGUGAUGAAGCAAAGAAGGCCAAUAUAAGUAUUAUGGAUUCUGCUCCUAUUCGUAGAUCAAAGCGUUUGGCAUCAACUUCUACAGCUGACUUAGAAAGACUUAAACAAGAGAACCUGAUUCUGAGAGCAGAACUGCAGUCAAAGACAGAGGAGUUGGAGCGUUACAAAAAAAUGCUAGACCCUCCUGCUUCAACAAGGACUUGCACUGCAGAUGUAGAUAGGAAAAUACAGGAGGGACAAAAGCGUUAUGCUCUGGGCUCUCUUCACAAGUGCACAGAUUUUCAGCACACACGAGCUCUUUGGAAUGUAAGAUUGUUGCGCACAGAGCUGCAGAAAUUUGGAGACUCCUUGCAAAGGGUGGAAAGAGCUUGCUGCCACACGACUGGAGCUGAGAAACUAAGACAAGCCCUUGUAACCUGCGAUGAGAUCUUGUCCAAACAGGAUCAAGCUCUGGCCGAACUCCAGAACAACAUGGUGCUAGUGAAAAUGGAUCUAAGGAAAAAGGCUGUUUGCAUUGCAGAACAAUACCAUACAGUGCAGAAACUGCAGGGAACUCCCUCUGGCUUAAAACGCUUUUGCAAUGCUGAAAAUGUUCAGCCAAGCCAAACCUCUGAAAAGAGGCCUUUCCUUCGCAACUUCCUAGCUAGGACCCCUGGAACAAAGGGACUUACAGAAAAUAGCCCUUAUGGUCGUGUGUUACGUUCCCGCAGGUCACCAGUACUAAAGACUAUUGCAUUUGGUACCAAAUAUUGAGUGAGAUACUUUGGAUUACUUGGACAGUUUAUAUGGGUUUUAUCACUACUGCAUAUAUACUAUUAUAGUGAUAAUCCCUGUACAGUUUGUUUUAUACUGAUAAUCCGUCAGUCGUUAUACCUACUAUACUUUUGUGUGUUCUAUAACGUAUCCUGUUGCUGGUUUUGCUAUGCUUGGAGCAUUUGUGACCACUUUUUUUUUUUUUCUGUAAGUCAUUUUUACUUGAAGUUAAAAACAAGACUCUUGACAGGAUAAAGGGAAUAUUCUAUCAGUAAACUGGGAUUUAUAGCUUUUUAUGGUAUUUUUAGCAUGAGACCUUUUGUGAAUGGUUUAGUAACAAUUCCUGUUUCACAUGUGCAAUACUCAUCAUGCGUGGUUUAAACUGUUAGAAAUAAAUCACUUUUUUACUUUAA